AUCCAAAGGCAAAUGUUCAUCAAACUCCAUUGUUAUGGCGAUUUAUUGAUUUUUACCACUCUUUUCUUUUUUCGUCUUGAUCGUAUUCAAACAUGAAUUAGAUUCGUAGUCACUUCCAAACACUCCUAAAAUCUUCUCCCUGCACUUCUUGCUUUCUAGGGUUUCGAAGUUGCCUCUCCACCGAUUUCUCGCCUUUUUCUCUCUGGCGUCUGUGAAACUCGCAUUAGGGUUUUGGGAAUUCGAAUUCUGAAGUGGGGGCAGGCAGUCUUGCUCAAGGUUUAGUGGGAGGGGUUGAAGAGGAUGAUCACGGAGAAGCCUAGCUGGGUUAGACAUGAGGGGAUGCAGAUCUUCUCCAUUGAUAUCCAAGCCGGCGGUCUCAGGUUUGCAACUGGUGGAGGUGAUCACAAGGUUCGAAUAUGGAACAUGAAAUCACUAGAGGGGGGCUCUGAAAAUGAUUCUUCAACUCCUAAAGUGCUGGCUACACUGCGGGACCACUUUGGAUCAGUUAAUUGUGUCAGGUGGGCUAAGCAUGGUAGGCUCCUUGCUUCUGGAUCUGAUGAUCAGGUAAUUCUUAUUCAUGAGAAAAAGCCUGGAUCUGGUACAACUGAAUUUGGCAGCGGAGAGCCUCCAGAUGUAGAAAAUUGGAAAGUUACUAUGACAUUGAGAGGCCAUACUGCAGAUGUGGUAGAUCUCAAUUGGUCUCCUGAUGACUCAACACUAGCUAGUGGUAGCUUGGAUAAUACUAUUCACAUUUGGAGCGUUACCACUGGCAUCUGCACUGCUGUACUAAGAGGGCAUUCCAGCUUAGUCAAAGGAGUUACUUGGGAUCCUAUUGGUUCUUUCAUAGCUAGUCAGUCAGAUGACAAAACUGUAAUAAUAUGGAGAACUAGUGAUUGGAGCUUGGCACAUAAGACAGAAGGCCACUGGUCAAAGUCGCUUGGUUCUACAUUUUUCAGGCGCCUUGGGUGGUCACCGUGUGGCCAUUUCAUCACUACUACUCAUGGCUUUCAGAAACCUAGACAUUCAGCCCCUGUUCUUGAAAGAGAAGCAAACUCUGCACCUGCUGGAUGGACCAAUGGAUCUUCUAAGGCUGCAUCAAGAGAGCUCCAACCAUAUAAUGUUAUUGCAAUUGGAAGUCAGGACCGUACUAUAACAGUGUGGACGACGGCAAGUGCCCGCCCCUUAUUUGUUGCUAAACACUUCUUUACACAAAGUGUUGUUGACUUAUCAUGGAGCCCAGAUGGCUAUGCUCUUUUCGCUUGCUCUUUGGAUGGCACAGUAGCCUCCUUUCAUUUUGAGGUGAAGGAGCUAGGACACAGGUUAAAUGAUACUGAGCUGGAUGAAAUAAAGAGAAGUCGGUAUGGAGAUGUCAGAGGAAGGCAAUCAAACUUAGCAGAAAGUGCUGCACAGUUAGUGCUAGAAGCAGUCUCAGCUAAGCAAACAGCAAGCAAAAAAGUAGCAUCUACUGUUGAGAAAAAUCAGAUAUCUGGAAAAGCUUCCACUGAUCCAGUAAAUCCAAUUAUUAGCCAACCAAUUCACAAGAGUACUGAUGCCCAGCCUGGAGAUGGUAGAAAAAAUGGAGGGGCUAUAAACGAUGGUUCAAAUACUAUUACAUCUGCGCAGUUAUCAAGUCCUCCAAAACAAAGAGAGUAUCGCCGUCCUGAUGGCCGAAAACGAAUUAUACCAGAAGCAGUUGGAGUUCCAGCACACCAGGAAAAUCAGUCUGCAGUUCAUGCUCAACUUGCAGAAUUCUCUCCCUUGGCCUUGGAUCAAACAAAGGACAAUCGAAAUGUAGUUGCUGAUGGUGGGGUAAAAGAUGCUUCCCUAAAGCGUCCAUUUAGUGGAAGCUAUGAGACACACAGCUAUUCUGACAAGCUUAACAACUGUGGAUCUAAGGAGCGUUCUGGAAUCACUGCAAGAGCUAACAUCACUGAAAGUCUUCUUAUCGAGAAAACACCAGUUCUGACUAGCACUGAUGGAAGGGCUAAUGUAGAACAUAUAGGGUGUAUAGGCAUGCCAAGUUCUCUAUCAACCUGCAAUUCUCUUUCAAUUCGAGUAUUUAAUAAGAAAAAUACUGAAGACAGUUUACCAAUCUGCCUGGAAGCAAAGCCUGUUGAGCAUUCUGCCCAUGACGUGAUUGGUGUUGGUAAUGCAUUUUCCACUAAAGAAACUGAAAUAAGUUGCACACAAGGAUCUGAAACUCUGUGGUCUGAUCGCAUAUCUGGAAAAGUCACUGUUUUAGCUGGAAAUGCCAAUUUUUGGGCUGUUGGUUGUGAUGAUGGUUGCCUACAGAUCUACACUAAAUGUGGAAGGCGAGCCAUGCCAGUCAUGAUGAUGGGAUCUGCUGCAGUUUUUGUAGAUUGUGAUGAGGCUUGGAAGUUGCUUCUUGUCACAAAAAGAGGUUUGCUGUAUGUUUGGGAUCUUUUUAACAGGACUUGCAUUUUGCACGAGUCUUUAGCUUCUCUAGUUACAGCAAGGGAGGAGUCUUCAACAAAAGAUGCCGGUACCAUACGAGUUAUUUCUGCAAGAUUCUCCAGAUCAGGGUCACCUCUGGUUGUUCUUGCCACCCGUCAUGCCUUUCUGUUUGACAUGAGCAUGCUGUGCUGGCUAAGGAUAGCUGAUGAUUGCUUUCCAGCUUCAAAUUUUGCAAGUACCUUUAACUUGAGUUCUAUUCAAAGCGGUGAACUGGGGAAGUUGCAGGUUGAUGUUGGCAAAUUCUUGGCAAGAAAGCCAAGCUGGACAAGGGUGACAGAUGAUGGGACACAGACACGAGCACAUUUGGAGACACAGCUUGCUUCAUCUCUUGCUCUCAAGUCCCCUAAUGAAUAUCGCCAAUGCCUUUUAUCUUACGUUAGAUUUCUUGCAAGGUCAGUUUUAGUUUUUUCCUUUUAA
Molecule: messenger RNA, 2892 nt
Organism: Zingiber officinale
Lineage: Eukaryota; Viridiplantae; Streptophyta; Magnoliopsida; Zingiberales; Zingiberaceae
Product: protein HIRA-like
Exons: 9
Coding region: 301-2892 (863 amino acids)
Biological process (GO): regulation of DNA-templated transcription; DNA-templated transcription; chromatin remodeling
Cellular component (GO): HIR complex; nucleus
Molecular function (GO): protein binding; nucleosome binding
Source: RefSeq, a predicted model, not a curated record